Zychaea mexicana is the source of this 2157-nucleotide messenger RNA. RefSeq lists its product as uncharacterized. Lineage: Eukaryota; Fungi; Mucoromycota; Mucoromycetes; Mucorales; Lichtheimiaceae. Gene Ontology annotation, molecular function: polyubiquitin modification-dependent protein binding. Bases 121 to 1764 code for a protein of 547 amino acids. Gene Ontology annotation, cellular component: cytosol. The record is from RefSeq and is a predicted model, not a curated record. The transcript is spliced from 9 exons. Gene Ontology annotation, biological process: ubiquitin-dependent protein catabolic process.
GUGAGCGAGUUUGCGUGUGUGGGGCAGUGCCGGUUUCUUUUUUCCACUCUUUUCUUCUCCCUCUUCCUCUUUGUCACAAAGAAUACAUAAAUAACUUAUAUAAAACAAGAAGAAGAAACCAUGGGGAAAUCUGUCAGUGUGAGAGUUCGACCAUCCAAUGGUAAACUCUUUGACGUUACGCUUGAUCCCGAAUCGACUACCAUUCGUCAACUCAAAGAGUUGAUCGGCGACAAGAUGGAUGGUGCUGAUCCCGCCGAACUGAAACUUGUCCACUCGGGACGGAUACUGAGUGAUGACCACCUUUGUCAUGAGUACAAUAUCGACUUUGGUCAUACUAUUCAUGUGGUUCGACCCCAUUCCAAGAAAUCGCCCAGUGCACAAGCUUCGAACACAUCGUCCUCAACUGCGUCGACCACAGCCACAGUGACAACAGAAACUCCUGAAACGACGACAACAACACCACCUUCAGCCGUUAAUACUACUACCUCUACUACUCCUGCUGAUACUACACCUUCAGCAACAACAGCAAAUGACUCGAAUAUGACACGGUUUCCCGGUUUGGGCGGAUUAGGACAGCAGGAUCCAAUGGAUAUGUUUGGGGGCGGCAAUAAUAUGCGAGCACCCAUGAUGGAACCCGAGACCAUACGACGAUUAAUGGACUCGCCCAUGAUGCAAAACUUGCUGAGCAACACUGGUAAAGCGAGAGAAAGAAAAUCAAAAGAUGUGGAAAAAGGGGGUGGGAUUAGAAAGGAGAGAGUAUAUAUGGUACGAUCGAUCAUUAUGAGCAAUCCUCAAAUGAGAACAUUAGUGGAGCAAAACCCGGAGAUUGGCCAUGUUAUCAACGAUCCUGCGUUCCUGCGACAGUCAAUAGAAAUGAUGAGAAAUCCGGAAAUGAUGCGACAAAUGCAACGAAGCAACGAUCGCGCACUAUCCAACAUUGAGGCUCUUCCUGGAGGCUUCAAUCAUCUGCGACGAAUGUACAACGCCUUCCAAGACCCUUUAGAAUCUGCUGCCAGACCAGAUGACCGCUCCACCGAUGAAGCCAAUGCUCGACUUGCACGAGAACUGAAUGUCACUAGCAUUCCAGAAAAUCAAUUGAAUACUCAGGCAUUGCCGAACCCUUGGGCAUCUCGCUCCCAACAAUCAAACUCGCAGUCUUCUCCUGCUGCUGGUGCAUUUGAUCCAUCGGGAUUGGGCGCUUUGGGCGGAAUGGGUGGACUGGGCGGUAUGGGAGGCGGAGGAAACUCGGGCAAUCCGUUUGCUGGUCUCUCCAUGUUUCCCUCAUUUUUGAACCCACAGCAACAGCAGCAAUCAAACUCGGAAACAUCCUCUACUCCUCCAACGACUACUGAUAACAGCAACAACAAUUCACAGCAACAGCAACAGCUGCCGUUCUGGGCUGAUCCCAGCUUCAUUCAAGCUAGUAUGCGCUUACAACAAGCAAUGAUGGAAAGUCAGAGGCAAAAUCAACCGGAUGGCAAUCAGCAGCAACAACAACAACAGCAGCAACAGAUGCCAAUGUUCCCUUUUUCACAAGGCCCGUGGAACUUUGGUAAUUUAGGCAGCAAUGCAGCAACGUCUGGAUCCACAGCGGCCUCUACCACAUUAUCUACUACACCCACUGAACCACCAGAGACCCGAUUCCGAUCACAGCUCGAGCAGUUGGAAGAAAUGGGAUUCUCGGAGCGGCAAGCUAAUGUCCGUGCCUUGUUGGCUACGGGUGGCGAUGUGCAGGCAGCUAUCGAAUACCUACUACAUAACUAAGGAAAAGAAAACCAUCAUGACCUCUCCCUUUUUUUCGUCCUUUCUCUUCGCUUCCACCUUCUUUUCACUACCUUUUUUUUUCUUAAGCAAGAGCAAAAAAAAAGAGGAAGAUGAAGAAAAACAUUUAAAGUCAAAGACGCUUAAUAUCUCCCCUAUCUACUAUCCAUCUGUUUUCUGUCUCCAUCUUUAAACGAACGGCCCUGUGUACUUUUUUUCUUUUCAUCUCGUCUUCUUCCCUCUCUUAACCUUCUUCUACUGAAGGCUUACUUGUCUACAUUUAUUUUGCGACAUUUCUCUUUUCUAUCUAUACUUGAAUAAUCGAGCUUAAUACGAAAGAUGAUAACAUAUUGAUGUAAUAAGCAUGCCACAUAUAUUCCCUGACCCCUUUACUCA